Nanorana parkeri is the source of this 1711-nucleotide messenger RNA. It is a transcript of the gene PMPCB, whose product is annotated as peptidase, mitochondrial processing beta subunit. The record is from RefSeq and is a predicted model, not a curated record. Gene Ontology annotation, molecular function: metalloendopeptidase activity; metal ion binding. NCBI's taxonomy places the organism in Eukaryota, Metazoa, Chordata, Amphibia, Anura, Dicroglossidae. Gene Ontology annotation, cellular component: mitochondrion. The transcript has 13 exons. The coding region runs from base 49 to 1476 and encodes 475 amino acids.
CAACUUUGUGGGCGGACGUGACGUCACGAACGCUGGUACACUGCGAAGAUGGCGGCGUCCGUGCUGAGACUUGCUGGAUGUCUGGGACGAAGGGUGAUCGGCGGUGUGACAAGGGGAUCACAGCCUUUGUCCCGAUGUUGGUCUACACAAGCAGCAACACAAGCCGUAUUAAAUGUUCCUGAGACUAAAGUAACCACACUAAAUAAUGGACUCCGAGUUGCGUCUGAGGAUUCUGGACUGUCCACGUGUACUGUUGGUCUGUGGAUUGAUGCUGGCAGCAGGUAUGAAAACGAGCAGAAUAAUGGAACUGCACAUUUUUUAGAGCACAUGGCAUUUAAGGGAACAAAGAAGCGUUCCCAGCUAGACCUGGAGCUUGAAAUUGAAAACAUGGGUGCUCACUUGAAUGCAUAUACAUCACGGGAGCAGACCGUAUAUUAUGCAAAGGCUUUUUCUAAAGAUCUGCCUAGAGCUGUAGAGAUUCUAGCAGACAUCAUUCAAAACAGUACUCUGGGAGAAGCUGAGAUCGAACGAGAAAGAGGCGUUAUUCUGAGGGAGAUGCAAGAAGUGGAGACUAAUCUACAGGAAGUGGUCUUUGAUUAUCUUCAUGCUACUGCCUACCACAGUACAGCACUAGGAAGGACCAUCCUGGGGCCUACAGAAAACAUCAAGUCCAUAAACCGUAAUGAUUUGGUGGAGUACAUCACAACGCAUUAUAAAGGACCUAGAAUAGUCUUAGCUGCGGCUGGUGGUGUGUCACAUGAUCAGUUGCGUGAUUUGGCAGAGUAUCAUUUCGGGAAUUUGCCAUCAAUAUAUGAAGGGGAGACCCUGCCUUUAUGCUCUUUUACAGGCAGUGAGAUUCGUGUUCGUGAUGAUAAAAUGCCAUUAGCCCACAUUGCCAUUUCUGUUGAAGCCGUUGGUUGGUCUCAUCCUGACACUAUUCCGCUUAUGGUGGCCAACACAUUGAUAGGCAACUGGGAUCGGUCCUUUGGAGGUGGUGUGAAUUUAUCAAGUAAACUUGCUCAGAUCACCUGUCAGGGAAACUUGUGUCACAGCUUCCAGUCCUUCAAUACCUGUUACACUGAUACUGGCCUCUGGGGCCUGUACAUGGUUUGUGAACCCAACACAGUAGAAGACAUGAUGCAUUUUGUGCAAAGAGAAUGGAUAAGACUAUGCACAAGUGUUACAGAAAGUGAAGUUGCAAGAGCCAAGAAUCUGCUGAAAACCAACAUGUUGCUUCAGUUGGAUGGUUCCACCCCUAUCUGUGAGGAUAUAGGCAGGCAGAUGUUGUGUUAUAACCGAAGACUCCCAUUACCUGAACUGGAAGCAAGGAUCGAUCUGAUCGAUGCUCAGACAAUAAGACAAGUGUGCACCAAAUAUAUUUAUGAUAAGAGUCCAGCAAUCGCUGCUGUUGGUCCCAUCGGUCAACUCUCAGAUUAUGAACGAAUACGCAGUGGAAUGUAUUGGCUUAGACAGUGAUGAUGUCUACACUUCCACAGAUGUUUUAUAUUUUGAAAUUGAAUUAUUAAAACACUUAUUCUGUCAUUUAGACUUUUUUAGGUUUGCAAUAUGAGCCUUGUAGGACUCUAACCUAAGCAUAUAAUUGGUGGUUACAUGUUUUCAGUCUGUGUUAAAACUAAUGCACAAUGCAAGAAAAUCAAACCAUAUCUGUACAGUAAAAGAAACAAUGUUUAAUAUAACUUAUCCAACCAAA